UUUCUUGCAUUCAAACAAGAAAAAGAAUUCUCUGACGAACUUUUGUUUAUCUUCAGGUGCGAUUCGCGUUUUCAUACGAUCUAAAAUUUCAAGUUUGAACUUGGAAGAAAGCUGUCGCGGCCGAAUUAACUUGUUUCUUGGAGCUCUUAUGACAAAAGGCUUAAUGACAGUCACGUGUCGUUACGUGAAGCAAGAACGUGACAUCUUCACCGAAAUAGUUUACCUUUUCUUCAAAUUAGAAGCUGACAACGUCCGCUCUUAGUUUCACUCCUGAACGGGAAACAUCCCAAAACUUCUGACACCUUAAAGCAACUGAAAGCUUUUGGUAUGCUUUCGGUAUAGCAUCGAUCCAAGUGCCAACUUUUUAACGCAGGUGAACUCGAAUUUCGCAGUUUCGUUUUCAUGUUCCUGUGCGGGCGGACUAAAUUUCAAGCUGGUCUGUUUUGCAAACAAAAGAAUUGGAGCCACUGGAAUCUCCGAAAAAAUCAAAAAUUUUGACUUUGAGUGUUUUGACAGCUUGACAAGCGGACAAGCUUUUCUUCCGGUCAAUUUUAGAGCUGGAUUUUCUUCAAGCGCGAUGGAUUUCAUUUUCUCCGACGGAGGACCAAGAUUGACGGCUUCACGGCGAAAUGACGAUUGAAAUCGGCCGAAUAAAGCUCUUCAACUGAUAGAAGGUGCAUUGAAAAAAGGCCUGCACCAGUAAUGUCCACUCCCAAAAUAUCCUUUAGCAGUCAUUAUUUAUUGGAAUCAGAGCUUUCACCAAAAGUCAAUAUUGCCAUGUCCACAGAGGAGCUACCUGACAAUGACAACUACACUGGUGAGUCAUCAGAGGAAGAUGAGGUUGAUUGUACUGUUGGGAAGAAUUUUGAUGCAGCAGUGUUUGAUUUUCUGAGGGUUCCACCAGAGGAGUUUGCUCAACAACUCACAAUUUUGGAUCUGGCUGUUUUCAAGGUGAUCAACCCAGAUGAACUAUCAGGAGUUGGCUGGACCAAAAAACAAAAGAUUGAGCUUGCACCAAACAUUGUUGCUUUUACAAAGAGGUUUAACCAUGUCAGCUUUUGGGUGGUGAGAGAAAUCCUGAAUGCCAACAAGACAAAGACAAGAGCUACUGUCCUCACUCAUUUUAUCAAGAUAGCAAAGAAACUUUUUGAGUUAAACAAUCUUCAUUCCUUGAAAGCUGUCAUCUCUGGACUUCAGAGUGCUCCUGUGUAUAGACUGAACAAUACUUGGGCGUUAAUUCAGCGCAAAGAUAAGGCCCAGUUUGACAGAUAUGCAGAACUUCUUUCUGAAGAGGAAAACAGGAAGCAACUAAGGGACUACUUGAGUUCAGCGAAACUGCCAUGUAUUCCAUAUCUUGGUAUGUACCUGACAGAUUUAACUUACAUCGACACGAUACAUCCCAAUACUGGAGGAAUAGAUGAGGCUAGAACUCACAAGAUGAAUGAUGUCAUCAGACUGAUCUCAGAAUUCCAAAGGUCAACUUAUGAUGACCUUGAGCCAGCAGCAUACAUUCAAACCUAUCUAAGUUCUGUCAACUAUAUCGACGAACUGCAGAAGUUUAUGGAGGAUGACAACUACAAGUUGUCUCUUCAAAUUGAGCCAAAAGCAAGUUCAUCAAACCUGAAUGGCAAAGCCUCAUCCAGAUCAAGAGAGAGCAUUAGUGUUAUUCCAAGCAACUCUCCAGCCCCUCCAAAGGCAAAAUUUGUUCGAGGACAUAGAAAGGCGCACAGCUUAGGGACUAAUGUGUUCAGUAUUGUUGGAGGAGGUGGUUUAUCUUCAUCAGAGUCUCUGAGCUGUAGUAUAGCAAGCAGCACAGGAUCAAAGAAUCUCCUGGAUGACAGUGAGCCUUUCGACGAUAGGUCUUCUUUGGGAAACUUGACGCCUUCAGACAUAGCUUUGGACAGCCGAAGUAUGAUUAGUUACAAUGGCAGUGAGGACUACAAUCUGUGUCCACCAGAUCGAGAGUUUGUUAUUGAAGGUUUUGUCAAAAGAAAGAAAUGUCUAAAGGAAGGCAAGAAGAUGACGGUGUCGUCAUGGCAGAAAUUCUGGGCAGGACUUGUCGGAAGCUGGCUUCACCUUUUCCUUCCCCGACAUAGAACCUUCACUAGGCGGGACAGAGCUGCUUUUAAAGAAAAGCCCGAGAAAAAGGUGAACAUUUCUGAUUUCUCGGUUGUGUUGCUGGAAGAUCCGCGCCAUCCGGAUACUUUUCAACUUACUGAUGACAAAAAAGGAAACUCUUACAAGUUCAAGGUGGGAUCCAAAGCAAAUGCAUCGAUGUGGUACUCUUACUUACGAGGGGCUGCAAAACCUAGACAGGAACACAAGGUUCCACAGAAUCUAAUCACCUUCGAGGAAAGUGAAGAGAAUCAAAGCUAACGAAGCUUACGGGAUUGAAAUUAAUCAACACUUCGACGCAGUACGAAAGGUCAAAGGAUCGUCUUUGAGUUAGACUAGCUGAACAACGACAAUCAAAAGAAACAUGAUCCCAGACAGUUACUAAUGACUUGCUGUGAGCAGUGCGUUGCAGUAGCCAAUCAAAACGGCAGACAGCAAGUCACGUGGUACCUCCUGAUACCCCAAAUAUGGUGAACUUUGUGUGACGUAUCCCAGUGAAGGGAUGUUUUCUUACCAAGGACGAAGCUGACUGCUAUGACUGUUGACUAAGUUAGGAUAAGUGUGGUGGUUUUUAUUUUCUAAAAGUAGAAAGUUUGCGUUUCAUGGCAAAAUGUUUUCAUUGAUAUGUUUUAUAUGAGCUAGCUUGCGCAAAGAGUUGGGCAGUCAGAAAGCGCUAAGAUUUUUGUUUUUAUAAACUAAUUUAAGUAUAAAUUACAUUAUUUAAUAUUUGAUAACGGAAAAAUAUUGCCCAAAGAAUCACUUUUUAUCAUAUUGAGAUUGAAGCUAGGCAGUGGUUCGUGCUGCUGAAAGCAUUCUGUGUUAUUUCAAUCUACUUUUUGUUGAACUUUUAGCCGAAUUUUGUGCACUAUGGCGUCGAAGGUAAAUUUCAGCCCCUAACUUCUAUAUUGUUUCUUAAGAACCCGAAAAUACCAACCUGGACAGCUCACAAUUCGAUGUUCGCUAAGUUUAAUUUAACAAGAUGCGGCGUCGUUGUCGUGUUCAACAAGGUAAUUAAAACGCAAGAAAUUUUUUAUAAAUAUUUCAGAAGAUUCCCAAGAAGUAUUCGACAGUUAUUAACUGAUUGACAGAAGCCUGCUUAAGUCCAUGACUUCGAAUUAAGCUUUUAUAUUAGAUUUCCAUUUUAUUGAACGUUACCGUUCUAAUUUUUUAUCGAGCAAGCAAUAGUUUAUUACUUUUUUUUCUUUUUCCUUGGACUUGAGACGCAAGAGGCUAUUUAUUAUGCAACGUCAUGUCAACUUUUCUAUUUGAUUUUACCAAUGGAUACAAAGCUAUGGCGAGAUAUUUCAAAUGGAGUUAUUUUGUAAGAACCUUCUUUAUGCGAAUAACAACGAAUUUUGUUAAUCCGCCAAAAACCGGCAAGAGGGUUUUGUUAGUUUUAUACGUUGAGGAAGGAUAACUAAAGCAAUAGAGCGGUUUUUUGUCUGGGUGACGUAAAACUCACCCAGUCAAAACAUCGUGAAGGCUAUCGUUCUUAUGUUAUGUUUUGUUGAAGAAUGGGGACGAUGAACGCUGAUCCCAUUAUCUAAGUGAAGACUAAUUGACUAAUUUUACUCAGGCUCUUGGGCGAAAAUAAAGAUUUAGUUGAAAA
Molecule: messenger RNA, 3724 nt
Organism: Stylophora pistillata
Lineage: Eukaryota; Metazoa; Cnidaria; Anthozoa; Scleractinia; Pocilloporidae
Product: ras-specific guanine nucleotide-releasing factor RalGPS2
Biological process (GO): Ras protein signal transduction
Cellular component (GO): plasma membrane
Molecular function (GO): guanyl-nucleotide exchange factor activity
Source: RefSeq, a predicted model, not a curated record